Molecule: messenger RNA, 1401 nt
Organism: Emiliania huxleyi CCMP1516
Lineage: Eukaryota; Haptophyta; Isochrysidales; Noelaerhabdaceae
Exons: 4
Coding region: 34-1002 (322 amino acids)
Source: RefSeq, a predicted model, not a curated record
UACGAGUGGACGCGCCCGUCCACAAACUGCGCCAUGACCGUCUCGGGCAAGACGCCGCUGCGCAUGACGGGCGUGUCAAAGCAGGAGUGGGGCGGCACCAACCCGGACAAGCCCAACCAGUGGGCCAUCGCCGAGACGGGCCUCGGAAAGACCAAGACCACGGACGGCGAGCCGAAGUGGGACAAGUCGACCCUGCCGCUCGGCAGCGACCGCGCGUCGACGCUCAUCUUCCUCGAGGCGGAGUUCAAGGCGGCGCUCGACGCGCUCGACGGCGUCGCCGUGCGCGAAAGCGGCGUCGCCUCGCGCAACGGCUCGCCGCUCCCCGAGUCGAUCUCCGCAAAAGUGUACCACGUCAUGGCGGACCAGGUGGUGAUGGGUCCGCAGCGCGAGGCGGGCCUCUCGUACGUCGACUCCCUCUACUGGGGCAAGGGCGACAACGUCUUCUUCGCCGAGGACUCGAACGCGCCUGGCGGCUACAACAUCGCCGGCAUCUACAACCUCGAAACGCGCAAGACGGUCACCAUCGCCGGAGCCAUCGGCGACGACAACGUCAAGUUCAACAACGUGGCCAACGUGCCGGCCGGCUCGAUCCACCGGCGCUCCGACCAAGAGCUGACCGGCUGGUUCGACGCGUCGGCCUCGCUCACCUGCGACGUGGACGCCUCCACCGGCACGUGCUCGCCCCAAGAGAUGUACGACACGCAGACCUCCAAGCACAUGAUCCUCAACAACCAGAUGAAGGGCUACGGCGAGGGCUGCAUGGACUACGGGUUCUACUACACGGCGCAAAUGAUGUACAUCGCCAUCCCCGAGUUCGACUGGGCGACGACCACCCUCGCCGCGCCGACGCCGGAAGGCUCGCGCCGCCGCAAGCUCGAGCUCGCCGAGAAGAAGAAGUUUGAGAAGCAGCCGCGCCGCCGCAAGCUCUUUGAGGAGUGCACCGAAGACCUGGAGGGCGCGUGGACCGACGACGACGAGUUCCAGGAGUGCCAGCUUCACUAGGCUGCGCUGCCCGACCGCCCCCGCGCUUCCUGCCGCGUCCGAGAGUCGCAAGCACACGCGCCUCUGUCGCUCGCGCUUCUCUGGAGAGCGCGCGCAGAGGCUCGCCUCGAUGACGCGGCGUGGAGAUAGUGCCCCAGCCCCCCCUAGCUUGGGGGCGAGUGCCCCUAGGAGUGCCCGUGCCGUUCCCGAUUUGGAGCAUGCGGUUCGCCGCUUCCGCUCUCUGCUGGGAUAGUGUUCGUCGAGCCGCUUUUGCCCGCAUCGCCGCGUGUCCCCCCUCCCCCGGCCUGGAGCAUGCUCUUGAGAUGUCCGCCUCUGCUCUCCGCCUGUGCGCGGCGCCCUUUCUGUAGAGUACACGUGUCACAGUUUUUUCCAUAACGGGAGAUAACGGACACACGUUUG